Tigriopus californicus is the source of this 1853-nucleotide messenger RNA. Its product is annotated as BAG family molecular chaperone regulator 1-like. Gene Ontology annotation, molecular function: adenyl-nucleotide exchange factor activity; protein-folding chaperone binding. Gene Ontology annotation, biological process: protein stabilization. The record is from RefSeq and is a predicted model, not a curated record. Lineage: Eukaryota; Metazoa; Arthropoda; Copepoda; Harpacticoida; Harpacticidae. The transcript is spliced from 2 exons. The coding region runs from base 624 to 1208 and encodes 194 amino acids. Gene Ontology annotation, cellular component: nucleus; cytosol; cytoplasm.
AGUACAAAAAAAAUCGGACUCCAAAAGCCCGUCUAAGUUAUCUUGUCGUCCUUCCCGUACUAUGGUUGGUUGGUUGGUUGGUUCUCUGUCCUCUGAGCUGACGUCGGUCUGUCAUAUUGGUAGCCUCCAGCCUCCGCCUUACUGCUAUGCUACGUAUUCUUCUCUUUCGGCCUGAUUGGAACGUUUAGAACGAUUGGAACACUUGGAAUACUUUCAAGUGGACGACGAGGUGAGAACACGCUGAAACAAGUGGAGCCCGGACGGACCAGGGGUGAUCCAUCCAUCCCCAUCAUUGCCAACAACACCUAUCAAAUCAGCCACAUCAACCACCCACCCCGACAACAAUCAGAACCCGGAGGCCCAUAGGUCCAGAGCCCCGAGACUCGAUCUGACAAAGAUCUGAACUAGUUCUGUCUAUGCCACUCAAGCCCAGGCGGGGCAAUCAGGCCCGGGGCGAGUGAGUGUCCAUUGUCCACAAGGAAACGUUGAAUGGAUGGAUGUUGAGCUUGAUAUCAGAGUCCAGGCAGGCUUGAGUUCAGCAUUAGGCCAGUCUGAAUAUCGAGUCUGAAUAGCAACGAAUCUGAGGACAAGCACAAGGAGGGCCCGUUGGGUCGGAUGUGAUCAUGCGGCUCGAUCUUCAUCUUAAGCACGGCCCGACCAAGUUGGCGUGGUCCAUCGAUGAUCAAGUCACGAUCUCGGAGCUCAUGAGCCAAAUCGAAUCCGAGCUAAGUAUACCCAAAACUGGACAGAAGCUCAUCCUCAACGGGCAAGCCUUGACAAGUCUCGAUCACGGAUCCACGCUCCAACAAGCCGGCGUGCGCAAUCUGAGCAAGAUCAUGGUCCUUGGCCGACGGUUUGACCCCGAGGGGGACCAAAUGUAUCAGAACAUCCUCCAAGCCGAGAAGAAGGUUCAAAUCACGGCUGAAAAGCUGCAACAGGUCGCAGACGAGGUCCGGGACAUUGAACGGGGCUUCUUAUCCCCUGAACAUCAUCAAAAGGCCUGGCCGAGUUUGCUUAAACGCUGUCGGAAUGGAAGCGAAGAAUUCAUGCGGCUCUUGGAGACUUUAGACACGUUCCGUUUCGAAGAACACCAACAGAUGGCCAAAAGCAAGCGAAAGAGCCUGGUCGAUAUCAUAAAUAAGAAAUUAGACGCCAAUGACGAGCUCCAACGAAAAGUGGAACGCCUCCAGGCUAUUGCACAUGGCUAACUUUCUUCUUGAUUUCGGGGCCUUUCCUCAAAAGAGGGGGAGGAGGGGGGGAGGUACUGCCCUAAACACUUUGUUCCGGCCCUUCUUAGGAGCGGUUAAAUCGAGAGAGAUGCGCGCUUGGAUUUCAGGAUUUCAAAUCUGCCCCAGGAUACUCACGUUAUCCAGGCGCUAGUGACGCUGCCUUACCUCUCCAUAUUCCAAAAACCUGAACUGAUUGAUCUAUUGUAGUAAAGUGCACGAACGCGAUUUUUUUCCUCUUUACAAACGAUCUUGACCGCCUUUCGACAUUUCUAUAUCAAUUUCUGCUGAUCAGGAAAUAUGAAUUAUGAAAUGUUUUCCGAGCACAUGAAGCCAGCAGGAGUUAGUAUGAUGAUGUAUCAACAAGUAUGUAUGCCUUAUUGAAAGUUAAAACGUUGAAUCACUAUUGCCUGAAGGUCUGAAACCAAAAUGGGGACUGACCAUUAUGGCCAUUAGUCAAGGUAGAUACCAUCAUUCGCAUUUGUUCUAUUGAAACCAAAUCACUCGAUUCUCAAGGACUGGCAUAAUUUGUGUAAUCAAGUUCACGCUUAACGCCCGCUUAUGUUGGUCUUACGUUUCCAAAUAUUCAGCGGUGGCACUUUGAAUAAAGAAGAUUCUUAUCUUGUU